AUUUUUUUUAUCCAUUUUUGUAUUUGCAGUGAAGUUACAGAAGGUGCCUUACAAGUAUGGCGUACAUUACCGGAACGUAUUAGACAAGAUCCAAGUUUAGCCUCAUUUCGCCAAGAACAUGAACGUUUACAUGGCUAUGAACCCGCCGAUGUUGAUCCUUUACCCAAUGAUGACACCGAUGAACAUGACCAUAACAAUGGCAAAAUUAUGGGAGACGGUGUGGGUGGUCAUAAUAAAAAUACAAAUACAUUUACACAAAUUGGUAUUAAUGUCACAAACGAAAUGGGACAGGUGCGCAUACUAGAUGGUCGUGAUGUUGAGAAUAAUAAUGAGGAUCAACAGGAUGAUACCGAACAUCAUGGUAAUUCCAAAGUGAAAAAAUAUUUAAUUUGGUUUAAAAUUGCGAUACUCCUGGUAGUUUGGGGCGUUUUUACGGCGUUUCUAAUGUCAACAAAUGAACAUGUGGACGAAUUGAAAUUGAUUAGUAUACCUAGGAAUGGUACCGAACGAGUAUUCCCCGUCAACUGUGCUGAACUCACGCGAAUAGGUCUCAGUCUGACGGGUCCCUUUAAACUACAGGAAGCCGAUGCUGUAACAGACACAAAACAACGACCGCCUCCCCUACUCGAGGUGUACGUAGAACGUGCCUAUUUCAAUGAAUCCGGUGAUAGAGCUUACGAUGAAAUUGUUUCGAAAAUUUGGAAAUUAGAUUUAGUAUAUCCCGAAUAUAUGGACUCGACGCGAGAAACUAAGAAAGUGCAUCAAUUCGACAUAAAGAGUAUACAUGAAGAAUAUCAAAAUCUUACCAAUCAAACAGAGUUGACGCUGCACUUUGUCUCGAGCAUAGAAGCUGAACUACCAGUGCAACUAAGCAUAGAUGAAUCUCCGAUUUAUAAGAAGGAGGGUGUUAUCUAUGCUGCCGUAGUGCUGUGCGGUCUAUAUAUUAUGAUUAUUUGGGAAAUUGUUAAUCGUACAUUUGCCGCUAUUAUAGCGUCUACUUUAUCGGUGGGUAUUUUGGCUGCUUUGAAUUCAAGACCCUCUAUGGUUACCAUUAUGGGUUGGAUCGAUGUGGAGACUUUAUUGUUGCUGUUUGGUAUGAUGAUUUUGGUGGCCAUUUUAUCGGAAACUGGUGUCUUUGAUUAUUUGGCGGUGUAUGCUUAUAAAAUUACUAAUGGUCAUGUCUGGCCAUUGAUUAAUUGUUUGUGUUUGUUUACCGCUGUUUUAUCUUCUUUCUUGGAUAAUGUUACCACGGUUUUGCUAAUGACUCCCGUUACCAUACGUCUUUGUGAGGUUAUGUCUCUUAAUCCGGUUCCUAUAUUAAUGUGUAUGGUUAUCUACUCGAAUAUUGGUGGUGCCCUUACUCCCGUGGGUGAUCCACCAAAUGUUAUUAUUGCCUCAAAUAGUUUUAUAUCCAAAAAUGGUGUUAACUUCGCCAUCUUUACUUUACACAUGUUGCCCGGUGUUAUUUUGGUAAUGUUCCAAACUUAUUUACAAUUGAGAUUUAAAUUCCGCAACAUAAGCGAUUUACAAUUCAAAGAAUCUCCCGAAAUUGAAGAACUAAAACAUGAAAUUCAUGUUUGGAAACGGGCUGCUGCCAGUUUAUCAUCAUACUCCAAGGAUGAAGAGUUAGUAAGACAGACUUUGAAUAAGAAAGUGAAUCGUUUGAAGCGUUCUUUGAAGAAGAAAAUUAACACCGCCAUAGAGCCCACCAUUAAUUAUAAACAAACUUUGGAUCAUUUGCAAGCGAAGUAUCCCAUACGUAAUAAGCCUUUGCUUAUUAAGUGUUCUUGUGCCUUGGUUUUUGUGAUAAGUUUAUUCUUUUUGCACUCUGUUCCCGAAUUGCAACGUCUCUCUCUGGGCUGGACUGCUCUUUUGGGUGCCAUAUUUUUAAUAAUUUUAGCCGAUAUUGAAGAUAUGGAAGCCAUAUUGGCUCGUGUGGAAUGGUCAACAUUGCUCUUCUUUGCAGCUUUGUUUAUUUUAAUGGAAGCGCUUUCGGAGUUAGGUCUUAUAGAAUGGAUUGGUAAUAUGACCGAGAAUAUUAUAUUGGGUGUAAGCGAAGAGUCUCGUUUAAUGGUGGCUGUGUUAAUUAUUUUAUGGGUUUCCGCUAUAGCUUCGGCUUUCGUCGACAAUAUACCUUUGACUACAAUGAUGGUAAAAAUUACCAUUUCUUUAGCUCAAAAUAGUACAUUGAAUUUACCAUUACAGCCUUUGGUAUGGGCAUUAGCUUUUGGAGCUUGUUUGGGAGGCAAUGGUACUCUCAUUGGUGCUUCGGCUAAUGUAGUGUGUGCUGGUGUUGCUGAGCAACAUGGUUACAAAUUUACAUUCUUACAAUUCUUCAAAGUUGGUUUCCCCGUUAUGAUUGGCAGCAUUUUAGUGUCCACGGGCUAUCUGUUAGUAAGUCAUGUAUUGUUCGCAUGGCAUUGAUAAAAACUUUGAGAAGAAUUGCUAGACAAUUCUUCAGCAGCAAAACUAGUAGUUUCAAAUUUACCUCGUAAAAUGUGUUUUUUGUUUUGUUUAAAUGAAAUUCAUUUUCCUUUUUCUUUAUGUUUUGUUUUUAUUUUAAUUAAAUAAUUAAUUAAAAAUUCUAUUAGAUUAAAGUAAGAAAUUAUUAGAAACGAAACAAACAAAAAAAUGUUACUAACAACAAGUUUCGUUUUUUUCCAAUAAAUUUCUUUUACUUUAUGUUGUUUUUGCACAUUUAUUUUCAUCAUUUUUUUAAUUAUUAAAUUAAUUAAAUCAAUGUAAUUAUUAAUUAUGUAUCUAUGUAUGUAAUAUCAUAAAGUUAAAUUAGGGCCCAAAAUUCAAAAUUACAAAAUCUUGAGUGAUUAACUAAAAGAAAUUGAUUAUUGUACAACAAAUAAAUUCUGAAAAAAAUUACAAAAACAAAGUCAAGGUAUCACACAGACACACACACAUACACAAUUUGAAGAAUAGUUAUUGUAAUUUAUGUGAAUUUUAGUUUUUAAGUAAAAAAAAUAUUAAAAAAAAAACUACAAAAAAAUACAAACGCUAAAACGAAAAAUUUAAGAAUUUCAUAAGUAGGGAAUUAA
Lucilia sericata (common green bottle fly) is the source of this 3050-nucleotide messenger RNA. It is a transcript of the gene hoe1, whose product is annotated as P protein. Lineage: Eukaryota; Metazoa; Arthropoda; Insecta; Diptera; Calliphoridae. The record is from RefSeq and is a predicted model, not a curated record. Gene Ontology annotation, biological process: transmembrane transport. Bases 208 to 2424 code for a protein of 738 amino acids. The transcript is spliced from 10 exons. Gene Ontology annotation, cellular component: membrane.